Messenger RNA from Ectocarpus siliculosus, 611 nucleotides. The record is from the annotation of a GenBank genome assembly. Lineage: Eukaryota; Phaeophyceae; Ectocarpales; Ectocarpaceae.
GUUCAUUGCCCCCGGGGCCCCACUUGAGAUCAAUCUGAGUGGCAGCGUGCGGGCGACAACGAUGGGCAAGAUACACUCCUUCCAGACUCAGGCAAAGUUCGUUGGCAAGGCCGAGCAAAACAACCAGUGCACGCUGGACCGCACCAUCUUCGACCAAGCGCAGCGGCAGAUCUACAACCUCACAGAGACGGAUAUAUUCCCCCGCUUCAUUCAGUACGUUCGUCAAUGCCAGGCGAGAACCUCCUCCGCCAACCUACCUGGCGGGUUUCGGUAGGUCAAGAAGUGGAGCGUUCGACGACUCGUCGUCGAUGUAUCCUCCCCGGGUGCGAGAGCGAAGACCUGAAACCCGGUUUCGAUAUGGGAUGAGGGACUCGCCCUCGGAGACACGUUGAAUCUUGUGUGUCAACUUUGGUAGUGCGCGUCUCGAGAUAUUAUUAGCACACAAGGAUACACUGUGCCAAUUUCGAUAAGGUCGACACCAGGCGCGACACCAGGCGCGCGCGGGUGGGGGUGGGUUACAAUUUUUGGUCGGGGGACACGCAGAACAUUGUUGCCGCCCGGGGAUACAAUCACAUUCACUCUGAUGGGGCUCUCCUUUGUCCAAUUCCAAU